Molecule: messenger RNA, 5444 nt
Organism: Leptinotarsa decemlineata (Colorado potato beetle)
Lineage: Eukaryota; Metazoa; Arthropoda; Insecta; Coleoptera; Chrysomelidae
Source: RefSeq, a predicted model, not a curated record
UCGACUGUAACACUGUGGUUUUUGGUUAUAUCUCUUAUUAUGAGUUAUCGGGGGAUCUGUGUCAGGGGUGCUGAAAUUUACAUUUGUUACAUUUGGAUAAUUGAAAAUAUAAAUUAUGAAGUAAAGUGGUGUUGAAAAUCGUGUUCCUCUGUUUUUAGGAUCUCAAGUGUAUUUUUCUUCUUGGUCGAAAUUAUCAAAUAAAAGCUGUAAACGAUGGACUCCAUAGAUGUGACAAUAGCUAGACUUGUUUUAGGUUAUUUGAAGCGAGAACACUGUAGAAAGGCAUAUGAUGAAUUCCUGAGGACUUCGGGACCUUUAGGAGAACACAGUUCAAAUAGAAGCAACAAGUAUAUAUCUACACGAUUCAUUGGUUUGACGCUGGAAGAAAUUCUUUCAGAGUAUUUUGAGAUAUCUCAAAUUGUUCAGGGCAGAUUGGAACCUACAGAUUAUUAUAAUGAAGGUCACUCGAGAACAUCUUUGGUUCAACAAUUGUUAUAUUUGUUGAAUAAAGUGCAGCUAAGCAGAACUUCUACACCUUGUCCUAGAUCACCUUCAGAUUCUAAUUUGGGUGAAACUAGCCCGUCUUACAUAGAACACAUAAGUGAUGUGGAAGCAACACCUGCUCAUACUUUACCUGGAAAUAUUCAAUAUGAGAGUAAAGAAUCGUACACUAACAAGAGUUCUAGACGAAAGACCCAGUCAAAAUAUGCUAAAAUGGGUACUACUAACCGCUCACCUCUUAUGGAAAAGGAAGAUGUUUCAGAGAUUUUAGCUCAAACGUUGCUAGAAAAUAGGGAAUUUCAUGAGAAAAUUGCACAAACCAUCAACAAGGUGGCCGAGAAACAGUUCAAAAGUUCUGCUGAAUUAGAUAAGACAAUAAAAACUGUUGUAAAAGAAACUGAGGAAGAUCCCAUUUUUGACAGAAUACUUGAGGACAUUAUUGGUUCAUCAAAUCAUUUGGAUGAUGAUGAAAAUAAGGCACUUGAAACGGGUAGUACAACAAGCAGCAAUGCUCAUAAAACAAACAGAAGAAGUCUGGAAGCUGCAGUGGACAAUGAAAAUGCUUACCAACCUUCGGUAUCUAACAGUGUUGAUCAACAAACCGCUGAUGCCAUUCAGUCCAUAGUGGACAGUUCCCAAGUAAACACUAAUACUCAGAAAGUGGAUGAGCAGGGAAAGAAUGAGGUAGUGGUUUUUGAUGGUUCUUUAGAUAAAUACCUUCAAUCAGAUAAUGCAGGAGUUAACGUUGCACAAACACAGGCAGUACAAAAUCCAUUGUAUAUAAAUACAACAACUGCAUUCUUCAUACCUAACAAUGUAACAGGAUAUUCAAAUCCAGAUAUUAAAAAACAAGUUGUUGUUCUUAACAAUCAGCAGCCUACAAUAAACUGGACGACUCCAGGAAUAAUGACUGAGAAUGAUAUUUUGACAAUGCCCACUGUGAUCCUCAGUGACUCUGGUCUUAAGAAAAGUGAUCUAGUGGCAAUUCCAAAUAAUGACAUAGCACCAGUUAAUAAACGAAAAGUAUUAUUACCUAAAAUUCCAAAGCAAAGAAUUGAAAUAUCAGCAGAUCUCAGUGAAUAUUUGAAACUCAACAAUACAGAAGAUGUUAAAUUAAAAACAGGGCUAAAAAAGGUUCAUUAUCCAAAAUCUACAAAUACUGCCACUUCAUCGAGCUCAUCUGCAGAUAUAAUUACUGCAAAAGCAAUUAGUCCUGAACGAAGCAAGCUUGAGAAUUCGAAAGAUAACGCACAAUCUGAUGAACAGAGAGAAAUUGGAAGAGUGCAAACAUCAGGUCGUAGUAUGCCCACUACUUGUACACCACCUCCUGUCCAACCGAUAAGAAGAACAACUCCCAAAAGUGGAUCCCAUAUUCGUAACUUAGACUUCUCUUCCCCUCCAAAAAUAACAUCUACACACAAAAAAAGUUCAACAUCUAAACCAGAAAGCAAGUCCCCUCAGUUUGUUCAUAAAAAGCAAGCUGCCAAAUUACUAUUUAAAGACACCCGAACAUGGGAUGCUGACUUGAGAGCCGUUUGUGAGCAAGCUGACAGAGAAACCUCUUGUUCUAAACCUAAGGAAAAACGGAAUACCUCAUUUGGAACCAGGAAACGAACUAGCAAUAAAGAAACAUUAAAACCAAAACAAAAAAAACUGCUUUCAACCAAGAAAACUAAGAAGAAAGUUGAAAACUCCGAAUUGCUGAAUACAACAGAACAAAAUGCCGCCCUUGUGGAAGCAGCCCUUCAAACACCUGAGAAACAAGAAGUUUGUGAUGAGAAACUUGCUGAAGAAGCAGAAAAAAGUACAAAAUCUGCAGAUAUCAAGUGCAAGGAAAAAUUUUCUGAAAUAAUUGCAGUAUCCAACUCAAAAUCCGAUCAAAUAAAACCUGAUAAUGCCAAUACUAAAAGCGACAACAAUGAGAAUAAAGAGAAAUUUGAAACUCCCGAAACGAUGAGAGAAAGCACUGCCCAAUCUGUUAAUGCCAACAGAAAUAUCAUGUCUCUGUUGGAAACACCUAUGAAAGAUCAGGUGAUUCCAAAGACACCUGGACUAACAACUCCAUCGGACAUGAACUUGAGCUCUCUUAACUUCACUCCUUUCACCAAGAUGCUAGAAGAUAACCUCAAAGGUAUAGAUAUUGGUUCUAUACCUACACCUAGUAUACCAAUAACUCCUAAUUUUCCACCAUUCACUCCUAUGGUGGAUCUAACCUCACCAUUUUCAAACAGGCCUACAGACUAUUCAACUAGUAGUUCAUAUUAUCAACCCUCUGACAACGAGCAGAAUAGGUCGUUGGAAGCCCAAUUACGUGAAGUCGAAAAGAAUCCUACACCUGUUGAUCAGGUUAAAAGUAUGUUCAAUAAAAAUGUUAUUGGAAAGAAGAACUUGAAUUUGAUGAAAAGAGAAGUAUCAGAAUCUCCUGAUAGUUCCACUAGUACUUCUGAUAGUAUAAGUGAAGCCAGUGAUAGUCACUGGUGUGAAAAAGGCAGCAAUGAUACUGUGAUAUUGAAAAAGAAGGAAGCUGAAACCCCUAAAAGGACAUAUUCACUGAGAAAUAGAAGUGUUUCUCAUGAAACUAUCAAGAGAGAUUUGAAGGCUGUUUCUAGAAAGAAUUCUGCGGACAAAAAAAAAUUAGAUUCUAAAAUAGUUAAUAAAUCAAAAAAUUCAGAUGAAAGUAUACAAACUUUGGCAAGUAAACCAGUUGAAGUGAAAGAUAUGAAAAGUUCUCUUAAAAUUAAAAAAUCACCUGGAGAUUCUUGUUCAACAAAAACUGAGAAUAAAAUUGUUAAGAGAAGACUUUCCACCAAGAAGACUAUUGCAAAAACUUCCAACAAAAAAAAGAAAUUGUUUGAAGAUGAAAAACAAAAACCAGAAAAAGAAUCAAAAGACGAAAGUCUUUCUGAAGAGGUUAGUGAGGAAGAGAUAGAUGUGAAAGCAAUCAUUCAUGAAUCUAAGAAUUCUUUAGAAAAAACUAGAAAGUCAUCAAAAAAAAUUGAAGUGACUAAAAAAAUAGGAAAAAUAUCUGAUCCUCCUGCUGAAUCUAGAGUGUCCGGGGAGAAAGAAACACAAAAAAAUGUAUUGGAAUCAUGUACAAAAAAAACAUCAAAGGUUGUUUUCGAAAAAGGCGGUAAAAGUGUAGAAGACUCCAAAAACAGUUUUCAGGUAUCUGGAAAAGUGUCUCAGUGUACAGAACCUCAAAAUCAAAAAGAAUCGACCCCAACCCAAAAAAGUGUUGAAGAAAACAAUCAAUUUUUGGCCAAAUCAAAAAAUCCACGUAAAGCCUUAUUGGAUGGUCAAUCUUCAGUGUCGAAGGAAUUGGAAGAAAAACGGCAAAGAAUGAUAAGCAAAUUAAAAGACAACUGUGGAACAAAAAAAAUGGCUACCCCACCUAAGAAAAAGCAAAUCAACGGAAAAUUCAAAAUAAAGCCAAUCCCAAGCUUGUGUGUUCGUAAAAAACCACGUAAAUCUGAUUCGCCUAAAAAGAUAGUACAAAUCAGAAAACCUAAACCAAUUAUCAGUUCAGAUUCUGAUUCUUCGACGGACAUAAUUCUUGAGACAAAUAAAAAUGAAAGUAAAAGUGAAUCAAGCAAAACACAGGAAAAUGUUACUCAAAGUGACAAAUCUACAUCCGAUGUAGAAGCCCAAAAUUUAAUUGAAGGAAUGAAAGAACGAGGAAUCCACUUAAUACACAAUAAAAGCCCCAAAAAGAAGAUUGAAAGAGAUAUUAAAGAAGGUCAAAUUAUAGACUGCAGUUCUUCUCAGAUUGAUACAUUGGUAAGGGAAACUUAUGACACAAAGACUUUUGAAGGGGAAGACACGCAUAUUAUCUUUGACAUGGAGAACGUUAUGGACACUUCAAACACUAACCAAAUGAACCAGCUUCCCCCUAAGACCUUUAUUGGAAAAGUAUAUUUAGAAGGAUUGGGAGAAGAAAUUGAUGUACCUCUGAAAUUUUCAACUUUUUAUACUUUACUUGAUAUUCCAUCAGAGGAAAAUUUAAGUGACACCAAAAAAAAAUGUGAACAAAAUGAGUCACCAAAAAUUAUAAUUAGAGAUGUGGUUAUUAUAAAGGAAAAAAAUGUUUACGAAUCUGUUCUUGAAGAAGAUAAGGAUGAUAAAAGUGAAAAUAUGAAGAAAAUUUGCCCUGAAAUUGGCACGUUCACUGCAAAUGAUGCUAUUGUUAAAAAUUCAGGAGGGAAGUCGAAUUGUAGUUUAUCUACAGAGGCACCUGUAGAUGAUGAUUUGAUGAAUUUUGCAUCUACAGGAAAAGAAGAUCAGGAUAGGUCACAAUCGCCAAGAAGUACAAAAAAAAGGAAGUUGUCUUCUGGUGAGGGACAGUAUCCUGACAAGAAAGUCAAGACUCUUCUCAAGAACAUAAAUGUAGAUUCAUUUUUAAAUGACAUUCGUGGAAAACCUACUUAUCAUUUGAAGAAAUAGAACCUAAUGAAAUAAACUUAAAAUUAAAGCAAUGUUUGUGAAACAGUCAUUUGAGUAUAAGAUGUUGGGUAUAUUUUUUUGGAAUUCCAUAGAAAGAAAAAAUAAUGAAAUACUUCCAUUUUCAUAAGUUCUGAUGAUACUAUGUUCUAGAAUAUAGCUGUGAUUUGAGACCAUAAAAUGUUAUGAAUAAACUUAUCUUCUCAUAUAUCUAUAUUAGCAUUUGAAUAUUAUUUUCUUGUUCUUGAAACUUUUUCCUUUUCUUAAAAAGAAAAAACUAAUUUCCAUAAAGUACCUGUACCUAUUAAUAAUUGGUGUAUUCACUUCUCAAAGAUUCAUGAAUAUAUUUUUUCUCAUUUGAUUUUUUUACAUUUUCCGUGAUUUUAUUUGUUUCUAUUGUCUGAAAAAAUAUUUAAGGAAAUUUGUUGAUGAAUAAUAUUUAGUUUUUUCUAUUUAUGUUGUAAAUAGAAUUUAUUCUGUGAAAUAAAAGUACAUAUUUCUAUUUA